This is a messenger RNA of Amaranthus tricolor (Joseph's coat), 2170 nucleotides long. RefSeq lists its product as uncharacterized. Bases 321 to 1325 code for a protein of 334 amino acids. Lineage: Eukaryota; Viridiplantae; Streptophyta; Magnoliopsida; Caryophyllales; Amaranthaceae. The transcript has 2 exons. The record is from RefSeq and is a predicted model, not a curated record.
ACAAAUAUUAAUUCAAAAAUAAAUCAAUUUCGACGGCAUCACAAAUGCUGACUAUAUUAUGAUAUCGUUACGCACAUCCAUCCCGUUUCAUUUUUUUUCUCUCUCUCUCCGAAAUUAUUUCUCUCUCCUCCAUUUUCGAGCUUUGCUCGAAAACCAUCUAGUAUUUCUUUUACCUACCAGUUUGAAGAAGACGAAAGAAACAAAAAGGAUCAAUUUCAAUUUCAAAAAGAAUUCAAAUCGUCGAUCGGAGAGCUCUAAUUUAGUUUAACAAUUUCUUAAGUAUCCGGUGUAUCAGAUAACUAUUUCUUUAACUUAUCAAAAUGCCUAAGACAAGAAGAGAUCGUUCUUCCUCUUUUGAAAGGUCUACAAAAUCACCAGCUCCUUGCAGUUCAAGCUUGACAUCUGAAUCAAAGGCAAAACCUCCUUCUGUAACAGAUGAGGACCUAAAAGAAUGGGAGGAUGCCAGGUGCCCUGUCUGUAUGGAGCAUCCACACAAUGCCGUGCUACUUGUUUGUACUGCAUAUGACAAAGGUUGUCGCCCCUACAUGUGUGAUACAAGCCAUAGACAUUCCAACUGUCUUGAUCAAUUUCGCAAGUCGUUUACAGAAGGAACAACAGAGAUACAGUCCGAAGAAGGUGCCCAGCCUACUUUGCAGGCCUCAGAAUUCGGGGCUGUUGAAACUGUGGUAACCUUGCAGGAAGAAGUCAAAUUUCAAGGUCCUGUUGCUGCUGAGAUUGCGAGCAUGCAUAAACUCCCAGAAAAACUCGUCUGCCCUCAUUGUCGUGGAAAAAUCAGUGGGUGGAUUGUGGUAGAUGCGGCUCGUAGUUUUAUGAAUGCCAAGUCUCGCAGCUGUGCCUGUGAGACAUGUGAGUUCAGUGGCAACUACAGCGAUCUUAGAAGACAUGCAAGACAAGAGCAUCCACUAGUAAGACCUUCUGAGGCCGAUCCUGAGAGGCAGCGAAAUUGGAGACGACUUGAGAGGCAAAGGGAUAUAGGUGAUGUGCUCAGUACCAUCCAAUCUAGUUUAGGAGAAGAGCAAGAUGAUCUCCCAAUGGACGAACGUGGUUGGAUAACGAUAUUUUUUCUCUUUCGUGUUUGGCAUCCAUCAUCUAGCCCUAGGAGUAGUAGUGUGUCUAAUACAUCUAGGGUACGAACAAGAUCACAGCAUGCUAGGAGAAGAGCUGCUAGGCUUCGGGAAGGGAACCCUGAUGCUGAGCAAGCGUCUACUUCUGUAGUAGAGGAUGAGGAUUCAUCUGAGGGUGGCGUAGACGUUUGGAGGCGUCAUGUAAGAAGACGUCUAUCCACCCCAGACGAUGAAGAUUGAGUGCAUCAUUGAGAGUUUCCUUGUUGGAUUCUCUUUCUGGGUAGUAGGUGCUGGGCAUAUCUUUGUUAUGGUUUAGCAUGUGUCUUAGUUUUGAAAAUGCUACCUUUCUCAGGCAUUUGGGAGGUCCCGAGGAAACAAACACAGGGCUCUGCGUUCCUUUUUGGAGCAGUUGCAUUACUUCACCUCUCAAAAUUGGUUCGGAACUGUGUUAGAGCAGUUCUUCAUUCGAAUCUGCCGAAUCAUCAGUGUAUUGCCUAUGAACGAGCGGGUUUGUAAUUUUCAUCUCCUAAAUGUACCAAUUUGAGAGGCAUAUUAAUUUAUAUAUCAAAUUAAAUGGCUUGCAGUUGCAACCCUUGCUGCUUUCUUUUCCCUUAACAUUUUUUUCCUAUUUAUUUGUUGUUAAUAGGAAGUGUUGGAACUUCUUGUUCCAACUUCCAAGCAUCAGGUAUCCAUUGUCUGGUCUCAGCCUCUCGUCUCAUUGGGGAUAUGUACAUUGCCAUUUUCUUAAAAUAAUGAAGCAAUUAUUCUUAUUUCUUGGACAAUUCCUUUUUUUUGGUCUUUUGAAAGAUCAAAUUUGCAAGUUAAAUUUUUGUUAAUGGUGUUCAAAUUCUUUGAGGUCUAUUAUCUUGUAGCUUGAAUUCAAUGUCGCUCUUAUUUGUACUACUACGACGCGGUUGAGGAAAUGCCAUUGUAGCUUUUUUUUUUUUUUUUUUUUUCUUAUUUCCCUCUUAAUUUGUAUUAGUUUUAAGACUAUUUCAUAAGCAGUAUGUGAGUUCUUUUUAGCAAAUAUAAGUAAUAUAUUUAAAGCUAAAUGUAUAUGUGGGUUUAUUUUCAUCAAACCAAGC